Messenger RNA from Didymodactylos carnosus, 1224 nucleotides. NCBI's taxonomy places the organism in Eukaryota, Metazoa, Rotifera, Eurotatoria, Philodinida, Philodinidae. The record is from the annotation of a GenBank genome assembly.
AUGGCUACUGGAACUUAUUACAACUCUUCUCCUCGAAAUCUUAUAAUAGAAAAUAUGAAUUUUAAUCCACAACAAUCAUUCAAACAUAGUGGAGCUAGAAUUCAGGAUCGGAACACAAUUCGAAUAAUAAAUUUCAAUGAAUUACCUGAAAUACCAUUAAAAAGAACACAACGACGAACAACUUGUGGUUUCGGAUUUUGGUGCUGUAAUUGCUGUGAUUUUAUAAAGGUUAUUGGUUUAAUUUUUCUAGUUUUGAUAACAGUUGGUAUUUUGGUUGCUGUUAUUUUAACAACCCUUAACACUUCAGCAACAAAUUCUACAACAGUAUAUUCCGUCACUGUUCCAAAAUAUUUAUGUAUCUAUUAUGGCUAUCCAUCAUUGGUAGAUGGAAGUAAUUGGAAUGUACAAAAUGCCACUGCUCAGUUUCAACAAUUUGAUCUAAUUGUAUUUGGUGACAAGAUAUGGAAUUCGAGUCAUGGUGAUCAUGUAAAUACGCAAACGAUAAUUGGAAAUUUAAAUCAAUUAGGUAAAUCAUCUUAUGGCUAUAUUGACUUAGGGGUGACAACACAAAACUUAACGAUAGCUCAAAUGCAAGUAGCUGUUCAAAAUUGGUCAGCAAUGGGUGUUAAAGGCAUAUUCUGGGAUGAUGCUGGUUAUGAUUUUAAUGUCUCACGUUCAAGACAAGCGACAAUGUUCUCGUAUUGUCAUUCAUUAAAUUUAAAUGUAAUGGUAAAUGCAUGGAAUGUAGAUGAUGUUCUAUCUGGAUCAAAUGUACAAUUAACAUCAAGUGACAUUUAUAUUCUUGAAUCGUAUUUGAUAUCCAACGGAGUAUAUCAGUCAUUAUCAGCCUGGAAAACUAAAGCCGAUAAGUGUUUACAAUAUAAACAACAAUUAGGUAUUCAAAUUGCUUGCUUAUCAACCGGUACUACAUCAAUCAGUUCAACAUUUGGCACAACAGCACAAUUUAGUCAAGCAUGGUUUGGUACAGCGAUGUACAAUUUUGAUUAUUUCCAAGCAACCGAUAUUUUCUAUAGUUCAUCAAAUAAUCAAUUAUAUUUUUUUGCUAAUCUAAGAUCAUCCUACGGUACACAAUGGCAAACGUCAUACGUUUUAAAUACUUCAUCGACACAUUAUUAUCGAUCAACAAACUUAUUUACACUCGAUCUUUACGGUGAUGGCUCCACAUACGGUUAUGGUAACUUCAGCUCAGCACAAUCAGGAUAA